Molecule: messenger RNA, 1364 nt
Organism: Paraglomus brasilianum
Lineage: Eukaryota; Fungi; Glomeromycota; Glomeromycetes; Paraglomerales; Paraglomeraceae
Source: the annotation of a GenBank genome assembly
GGGCCAAACGUAAGAUCGUAGAUGAUGAAUAUGAUGAAUUGAAUAGCUAUCUUAAACGAAUUAAAGAGGGACCUUCACCGUCAGAAUAUUCUGGAAGAGGAAAUAAAGGCUGGCCUUCUGGACAGUUCGGUGAAGAUCCUUUAUACUUAAAUCACCGCCCGGCUUCUGCGUCUGGAAAUCCUGUUGCAAUCUAUCAUCCAGUAUUUGAGAAAUUUGUGAAAGAUUGCCGAACCGCUGUUCUCACACAGGAAACCUAUGAUCAUGUUGUAGAACUUACUGAAAGCAUGUCUGAUGCGUUCCGUAAUGAAGAUUUACAAACAGACGAGUUUCACCGUUUGCUAGAAAGGUUUAAUAUAACAGUCAACAGAAUUGGUAUUGAUAAGUGCACAACGGAUGGUACCGCGUUGGCUGGAGAUGGAUGUUUUUUUGUUAUCAAUGUUGAAGUGAAGCCUGAACUUGGGGAAGGAAAUGGCUGUCCAUAUAUUCAGGGCAUUGUAUAUUACGGGAAGAGAGUAGCUCAUUAUCUAGAGACAAGGAAAGAACAACGGACACGUUUGCCUUGUUUUAUCUUGUACUUAGCAGGCCCAUUUCUCGGAGUUGCAGGUGUCAUCUAUAGCCAUGGUAAAAUAUUGGCCGACCCUCUAAUCGGACCUAUCCCAUUGAUGUUGCUUCGAUAUGACAGGGAACAAAUGAUGAAAAUUGCGCGAGUGUUCACUGCUCUCGAAUCAGCCUAUAACACGCUUCACGAAUAUUACAAUUCUCCUGAAACAGGUCCACAAUCACUGUGGCCCUAUUAUCAAGCAUUCAAUUAUCAACACAAGCAGGUGGAGUUCGAAUAUAGAGAACAGCUGUAUAAGGAUAAGUUACUUUUUGUGGUGGAAACCAAACAAAAUCCAGACAUCCCUGGCCUGCCUCGGAGAUUACUUGUUAAGUUUACAGAGUCCUAUGGGGAAGCGGUGCACCAAUUCUGUGCUGAUCGUGGAUUUGCCCCUAAACUAUUCGAGUGUUACAAACUCUCUGUGCGAUGGAAAGUGGUAAUAAUGGAAUACUUGGAGGAUUAUGUCAACUUGUAUGAUGCAGUUGAUGCAAAAGCUGAGUGGAAAGAGAAGAUUAAAAAAUCCAUCGAGGAAAUGCACCGUGCUGGAUUUGUGCAUGGGGAUUUGCGAAAGCCCAAUAUUCUUUAUCAAGAAACAGGUGAAUCUAUAAAUGUAGUGCUAGUCGACUUCGAUUGGGCGGGUGAGGCUGGCAAGGUCUCUUAUCCUUCCUUCUUGAACAUUCAAAGUGUCAGAAGACAUUCUGAUGCAAGAUCUGAUAAGGUUAUUACUCCAGAGCAUGAUAUCUUUAGUUUAAGUACAUUGAUGUAA